This is a messenger RNA of Baudoinia panamericana UAMH 10762, 3493 nucleotides long. RefSeq lists its product as uncharacterized. The record is from RefSeq and is a predicted model, not a curated record. Gene Ontology annotation, cellular component: TSC1-TSC2 complex. NCBI's taxonomy places the organism in Eukaryota, Fungi, Ascomycota, Dothideomycetes, Mycosphaerellales, Teratosphaeriaceae. Bases 39 to 3203 code for a protein of 1054 amino acids. The transcript has 2 exons. Gene Ontology annotation, biological process: negative regulation of TOR signaling; regulation of cell cycle.
CUGCUUGAUCCGUUCAAGCUCGGCCAACGCACUCUACCAUGAGCGCCAGGACGAUCAAGGAUGCCAUCAGAGCGCUGCAGGCGCAGUUCUCUGCGCCCAAGAUUCCGUUGUCACUGCCCGCCGAGUCACGACGCUUACUACAGGGCUUCGUGGAGGAGCACGAGGGCACCAUCAGUGAGGAUGAGUCGAGCCAUGCCAAUGUCGAGCUGAAGACCUUCUGGGAGCGCUAUGUGGGCGACAACCGUGCCAAGUAUGGUGCUUUUGUGGGCGUACUACGAGAGCUACGGCCUGUGAUCAGGGACGACACGGACUUGUUUGGAUGGUGGCAGCUCGUAGUUGAGCCCGUCCUUACGACACCUGGUCGCAAGGCAGCGCUCGAAGAUGCUAGGGAGUUCCUGCUCAGCGUGAUGGUCAACAGCGACCAUGAAAGCCCAGGACAACAGCGUUCGAAGGUUUCCACGAGGCUGAUGACUGACCUGCUCAAGAUAUACCAGGCCCGCACCCGUGGUGUGACCGACGAAGAUCCGCUCAUUGCUCCCGAAAAUGCUCAGAUCGCGCAGCAGGUCGAGGUUGUCCUGGUCUCGUAUGGCAGGAGGCAACCCAAAGAGUUCUUUCACCGCAUAGAUGACCUCAUUCUGUUCAGCGACAAACGCAUUCAAGGCUUGACGCUGUUGAAUUCCUUCUUACGCUAUCAAACGCCGCACCUCUACCUUGUGAACGAUACUCCACUGGUCGAAGACAUACUCAAAUGUCUAAUGAACGACACUUCGGUUACGGUGCUCUCGGUGGCACUCAAUGCGCUGAUCAUGCUCUUGCCGCACAUCCCAGGUCAACUAGGCCCGCACCUUCCCCGGCUUUUCUUGGUUUACAGCCGCUUUCUGUGCUGGGAGCGAUUCAGUCCGCUGAGCACCGAGGCGCAGAGGGACACGGUAACUGACGACCGUGUUCCGUCUGGAUCCCUGGAUGACCAUCGUGAUAUCGGGAUAGAACAUGCUUGGGAGGUGGCGAGGCCAGAGGAAGAUACGGUGGAGACGUCACCACCCGAGCUUCUAACGUACUUCACGUACCUGUAUGGCAUGUAUCCGCUAAACUUCAUGAGCUAUAUACGGAAGCCCAGGAGAUACCUCAAGGACAUCGACUUCCCUGGAGCUGAUUUAUUUGACCUUGACCAGGGCGUCAUUCGGGCCCGCUCGGAACAGUAUCGUCAGGUGCACUUAUUGCACCCAAACUUCUACAACCACGUUAUCGACGAGGAGUUCGCGGAUCCCAAGUGGACACAAGCGGAUCCAGCUGAUGUCGUCGCCGAGUGUACAUCACUUUGUGUCAGCGCCAAGCUGUCUUCACUACCAAGCCCAGGACCGCCACCGACAGGCAAGCUCCCACACGUGCCGUCACUGCCCAGUCUUGCGAACAAGUUCCCGCCUCCGCUAUCUCCAAGCCCUUCUCAUGCAAGCUUUCGCUCUGGUAACAGCUGGCGCGACACACAGUCUACGGCCGUAGCUGCCAGUGUGGAUGACGGAGACAGCCCUAAUCGGCCCAGUGGGAUGCAAUCGGAAGACGAGAGCGUGCUGUCUCUGCCGCGGUCGCGACACAGGCCCAGCCGCGCAUCGCCUUCGCUUGAUGAUUUCCCGCACCCCAGUAACAUUAGCUACGUACUUCCGUCAAAAGACAGAGAGGAGUCUCCACCGCAGACCAACCUUACCUACUUGCAACGCGAGAAUACUUUGCUUCGCAACGACCUCAACUUUGAACGCUGGCAUAAAGCACAGUACUCAGUGCAUAUCGGCCAGCUCAUGCGCAAAAACGUCAAAGAUGCAACAGCUGAAGCUGAGACACUCAACCUCAUCAACGCGAAUCGAGCACUCAAGGUGCAGCUUGAUCAGCUACGUAAUGCAAGGGAAGCGACAGUCAAGGAUUCCGCCCUUACGCGCAAGCAGACUACCAACCUCGAAGCGAACCUGACCGAGCGCUUCAUGCAGAUGAGGAAAGAGCAGGAGACGUGGCGUGCUGAUGCCGAAGAGCUCAAGCGGCUCCGCAAAGAAAUUGGCCAGUAUCGCGAUGUCUUACUAGCGACUGAAGAGCGUGAGUUGGCGAAGACGCAUCGACUCGAGAUCGUCAAGCGCGAGCUUGAGAACUUGCAGAACAUCGAUCAGGAACUUCACCAGGCGAAGACUAAGAUUCGUGAGUACGAGUACCAUGAGUUCGAGAUGAACCAGGCAAAACGUGAGCUUGAAAUCUUGCAGCAUGAGAAGGAGGCACUGCAGAUGAGAGUGCAGCGGUUUCAACACGAGAACGAACGAACACGCCGAGCAUACGCCGAUAAGGUCGCCGAGCUCGAAGCUCAAUAUGAAACAGGCGAAUCCAUACCGCGCCGUGGCGCAACGCAGACGCCUGGUCCGGACGUCCAAACGGUCGUGCAACAGGCAAUUGCCGAGAGUCAAGCGAAACUGAGCCAGCUUCGAAAGAAGCACACCGCGCUUAUGGAACGGUACAGCGACCUCGAAAUGGAGUAUGAGUCUGUCAAAGCCCAGCUUGAUGCCGUGCUUGGCAAUAGCAGGCCUGGUGGCAGCAAACCCAGCUACCUGCAGGGCGGAGACGACGACAGCUACGAUUUCACAGCUUCAGAACAUGGUAUGAGCGGUGCUCUUGGCCAGCGGGACGGCGCGCGUAGCACGAUGGGUGACUUCAAUGCAUUCUCCGACAAUGCCUACAUCUCGAGUGCAAGCGAGCCGAGUAAACGCCACUACCAUCGAAAUAUUGACGGUGUCAUUCCAGGAUCGUCUAACGACAUUGGGGGCCUGAUGGCUUCUCCACCCAUAGGGGGGUUGAUGCCGGCGUCGCCUUCAGCAAGCGAUGCUGUGUUGCACCGGGAGGCCGGAUUAACCUGGAAGCCAACGCCAGCGGGCAACAGUCGAAAGGACAGCCUUGCCUCGAGAGGUUCCAGUGCACUGGGCGUAACCUUCAAUCAGACAGCGCCGUUGAGAGAAGAGGAGCUUGGCAAGGUUCGCAGCAAGGGUGGCAGCAGUGAAGCGAGUCUUGAGGAAAAGCGGAAGGCGAAGAUCAAGCCGGACAGUGAAGUCAGGGUGUAUGGGAGAGGCGGCGCCCAGAACAUCAAGAUGAAGCCCGGUAAGGAAAAGGACAGAGACGGUGCGGAGUCGAAAGCAGAAAAGAAGGUGUUCAGAGGCUUGAGGAAUCUUGUCUAGGAGACGGGGUCUUGUCAAGCGUUCGUUCCUCCGCUGGUCAAGAGGCCUUCAAAGGCAACGAUGAAUACGAGCCGUUCCGAGACGUCGAACGAAGCGAUGUGGGGCGUUCCUCUGCUCGGCUUGCGUUGAGCGUCUUUGUAAGGCGUCGGCAAGCUAUGGUUCAUGAUACCCUGACCUGUUAGUUGAUGAGGCAGGUGUUAGCCGUAAGGCGCACCGCAAUGUACACUAAUCGUGCAACGAAGCCAUGCUCUCCAAUUUCCGUAUUCCUGAUAUGCACAGGCAGCUCUUAG